Acomys russatus (golden spiny mouse) is the source of this 1921-nucleotide messenger RNA. RefSeq names its product ephrin B2 (gene Efnb2). Gene Ontology annotation, molecular function: ephrin receptor binding. Gene Ontology annotation, cellular component: plasma membrane. The annotation marks the transcript as partial. The record is from RefSeq and is a predicted model, not a curated record. The transcript is spliced from 5 exons. Gene Ontology annotation, biological process: ephrin receptor signaling pathway; blood vessel morphogenesis; axon guidance. NCBI's taxonomy places the organism in Eukaryota, Metazoa, Chordata, Mammalia, Rodentia, Muridae.
GGCGCCGUUCGCAUCGCGGAGCUGCGCGCAGAGCGGGUCCCGGCGCCCUCCCCGCACACAAAGGCCCGCGCGCGUCCGGCGCCUGGAGGGGGUCCCGGUGCCCUCCUGCCUGCUUGGCGGGCAGCGAGCUGCGACGAUUCAGAAGGCGCCCUCUCUCACUCUCUCUGCGUUCCGGGACAUGGAACCGCCCCGACGCGGCGCCCGCUUACCCGGGCCGCUGCCCGCUGUCCUGGAUCUAUAGUCAGGCGGCCCCUCUCGGGGAGCAGCACCCGCCACUCCACACCGACUCGUCGUCUCUCCGCUGCGGGCCUUUGUCCCAGCCCAGCGCCCUCGCCGCGCCCGCCCUCCGCGGCUGGCCCGGCACCCUGGAGCCGCACGGGAGCCGACUGUCCCAGCUGCGUCCGGCGCGGCGCCCCGGAGCCCCGAGUCCACCGAGCCGCCGCGCCCCGCGCGUUCGACCCCACCCCGCGCCCUGAGGGCUGCGCAGGGCAAGCGCACCUGGUCUCGGCGACCGCUGGAGCGGCGCGGCGCGUCUGUCCCGGAGGAUUGGGGGGUCGCGGCCCGCGGCCGGUCACAUCGCGUCCCGGAGUGCGCAGAACUGGGAGCGGCUUGGCGGUGGCCAUGGCCCGGUCCAGGAGAGACUCCGUGUGGAAGUACUGUUGGGGACUUUUGAUGGUUUUGUGCAGAACUGCGAUCUCCAGAUCGAUAGUUUUAGAGCCUAUCUACUGGAAUUCCUCGAACUCCAAAUUUCUACCUGGACAAGGCCUGGUACUAUACCCACAGAUAGGAGACAAAUUGGAUAUUAUUUGCCCCAAAGUGGACUCUAAAACUGUUGGCCAAUAUGAAUAUUAUAAAGUUUAUAUGGUUGAUAAAGACCAAGCAGACAGAUGCACUAUUAAGAAGGAAAAUACCCCCCUGCUCAACUGUGCCAGACCAGACCAAGAUGUGAAAUUCACCAUCAAGUUUCAAGAAUUCAGCCCUAACCUCUGGGGUCUGGAGUUUCAGAAGAACAAGGAUUACUACAUCAUAUCUACAUCAAAUGGGUCUUUGGAGGGCCUGGAUAACCAGGAGGGAGGGGUGUGCCAGACAAGAGCCAUGAAGAUCCUCAUGAAGGUUGGACAAGAUGCAAGUUCUGCUGGAUCGCCCAGGAAUAAUGAUCCAACGAGACGUCCGGAGCUGGAAGCCGGCACAAACGGGAGAAGUUCAACAACAAGCCCCUUUGUGAAACCAAACCCAGGUUCCAGCACCGACGGCAACAGCGCGGGGCAUUCCGGGAACAAUCUCCUGGGUUCCGAAGUGGCCUUAUUCGCAGGGAUCGCAUCAGGAUGCAUCAUCUUCAUCGUCAUCAUUAUCACUUUGGUGGUGCUGCUGCUCAAGUACCGCAGGAGGCACCGCAAACACUCCCCGCAGCACACCACCACGCUGUCUCUCAGCACGCUGGCCACGCCCAAGCGAGGCGGCAACAACAAUGGCUCGGAGCCCAGUGACGUUAUCAUACCGCUAAGGACUGCAGACAGCGUCUUCUGCCCGCACUACGAGAAGGUCAGCGGGGACUAUGGGCACCCGGUGUACAUCGUGCAAGAGAUGCCCCCACAGAGUCCUGCCAACAUUUACUACAAGGUCUGAGGCCUGAGACCUGCGCCUCCCGAGGGAACUCGCGCCUUGUUGUUGGGGCGCAGGGACCGCCUGAGCCUGGCCGCGGGGGGGCGGGGUGCCUCCUGGAAGAGCCUGGAGCUGGACAGUUUUGUAGUCUGUAGCUUUUCGACCUUGGGGACCACAGACCCUCCCCGGAAGCUGGAAGACUGCUAGGAGAUCCCCCACUUGGACUACCGCGUUGCCACGCGGACCUCCAAGCCAUGCACCUAGCCACUCAGGCCUCUGCAGAGCCCGGGGAGGACACGGUAGGCUACGGAUGGCGAUG